GGCCAAAGCCUCACGCCCGCCCGGGGCUCGGUCAUUUUUAAAAGGAUCUUCACGGCUCAUCAGAAGAGGACUAAGAACGAAAACGUUUAGCUGGCCGGCUUUGGGUGCCUGAUAGAAAAAGAAUUAAGUUUUCGGGAGAAACAAUCCUGGAGGAAAAGUGCACCUGCAAUAUGAGUGAACAAGUACCUCUACCUGAAAAGAUCCAGGACUGGACCAAAGAACACGUGGAAAAAUGGGUCACCGAAGCCCUGAAGAUUGAUGACAAAUAUGGACACAUUCUGCUCAGAGAAGAAGUGACAGGAUUGGUUCUACAGGAAUUAACUGAGAAGGACUUGAGAGAUAUGGGAUUACCAAAGGGCCCAGCACUUUUGAUAAAGCGUGCGUUUAACAAAUUGAAUAACAGUUCCUCUGAAAGUCAUAAUCAGGAAUCUGGGCAAUUUGAUCAUACAAAACCCUCUAAAAAAGAGCACACAAAAAAGUCACAAGAGACAAAAAAGAAAAAGUCAGUAUCAAGUGAUAUUGAUCAUGACCUCACUGAGAGUGGAGGUACCAAAGAACAAGAAUCCAUUCCUAUGAAAGAAAAGGCAACCAAUGUAGUAGCAGGUACUGACGGCAAAACUAAGAAUGAGGUAAAAAUUGAACAGGUAACUUGCAUGCCGUACCCUUUUGAUCAAUUCCAUGACAGCCAACGAUAUACAGUGCAUUGCAUUCUCCCGCCUGAAACCGGCCCACUCAAUCUCAUUGACCCAGUUCAUGAGUACAAAGCCUUGACAAAUACAGACACAGCCACAGAAAAGGACAUGCUCAUGAAAUUUAGUAAUGAAGUCUUCCGAUUUGCAUCAGCUUGUAUGAACUCACGGACAAAUGGUACCAUCCACUUUGGAGUCCAGGAUAAACCCCAUGGGGAAAUAGUUGGUGUGAGAGUCACCAGGAAGGAUGCCUUCAUUGACCAUUUCAAUGGAAUGAUCAAGCAGUAUUUUGAAGAGAGUCAUAUCAAGGAAGCCAAAAAGUGCAUUCGGGAGCCCAGGUUUGUGGAAGUCCUCCAGCAGAACAAUACACUAUCUGACAAAUUUGUCAUUGAAGUAGAUGUUAUUCCAAGACACUCAGUUUGUAAAGAGAAGUAUUUCUACAUUACGAUGCAAAAUUGUAAGGACGGACCGUGGAGACCAAACAAAGAGCAUUCCCUCUUUGUGAGAGAAGGGGCAAGCUCCAAAGAUGUUCUCGCCAACAUCAAGCAACGGGAUGCAGACUUUAACGCAUUUAUGAGAAAUCUGAAGUCACUGGCAGCAUGCAGACGAGAAGCAGAAGAAGAGUAUGGAGUGAAAGCAAACGUAAAGGAGAGUGAAGGGCUAAAACUAGUUAAACUUCUCAUCGGAAGCCGAGACUCACUAGAUAAUUCGUACUAUGACUGGUACAUUCUUGUCACAAAUAAAUGCCAUCCAAACCAAAGAAAGCACUUCGAUUUCCUAAAAGAAAUGAAACUGUUUGCGGUGUUGGAGUUUGAUCCCGAGUCCGAGAGCACUGGGGUGGUCAAAGCUUACAGGGAACGCAGAGUCGCGAAUCUGCACUUUCCAAAUCAGUACGAAAGAAAGACAACGACAACGAGAGAGAUGAUAUCGAUUCUGAACCUUUACGAACAGCCCAGCUGGAUCUUCUGCAAUGGAAGGUCAGACUUGAACAACGAGUCCUACAAACCGCUUGAACCCCACUUAUGGCAGAGGGAACGAGCUUCUGAAGUCCGGAAAGUGAUUUCAUUUCUCACCGAUGAAGACAUCAUGACCAAGGGGAAAUUCCUGGUGCUCUUUCUAUUACUCUCUCCUGUGGAAAGCCCGGGGGACCCUCUCAUUGAAACGUUCUGUGCUUUCUACCAAGCACUCAAAGGGAUGGACAACAUACUGUGCAUCUGUGUAAACACACAGAUUUAUCAGCGAUGGAGAGACCAACUGCGAACAAGAUUGACCAUCGCAGAUGAACUAACAAACCACAGUAUUUCUACCUUAAAUUUAGAACAGAUAAACAGUACUAUUCUUAAGCGAAAAUCAGUGAUUCAGUCUUCCAAAAGGUUCCUGCCUUCCCGCGGGUCAUCCUCGGUCAUCCUGGAGAAAAAGGAGGAGGACAUCUUGACGGCACUAGAAAUCCUCUGUGAGAAUGAGUGUAAGGACACGGCCAUCGAGAAAGAUGGAGCCAAAUUCCUAGAAUUUAGGAAAUCCAGAGAAGAACACUUUUAUCGAGGCGGCAAAGUAUCCUGGUGGAACUUUUAUUUUUCUUCCGAAAGUUAUUCUUCCGCUUUUGUCAAAAGGGACUGUUACGGAGACCUUAAGGAACUGAUACAGUCGUGGACAGAGUCUCCUAAACCAGUAUUUGCAAAAAUCAUCAAUCUUUAUCAUCACCCGGGCUGUGGGGGGACCACCUUAGCAAUGCAUGUUCUCUGGGACCUAAAGGAAAAGUUCCGAUGUGCUGUGUUAAAAAAUAAAGCAACUGAUUUUGCAGAGGUGGGAGAACAAGUGAUCAAUCUGAUCACGUAUAAGGCGCCCAGCCAUCAUGAAUACAUCCCUGUACUUCUCCUUGUGGAUGACUUUGAAGAACUAGAGAACAUCUACAUUCUACAGAACGCCAUCCACUCUGGUUUAGCCGAGAAAGGUUUGCGAUACGAAAAAACACUGGUAAUCAUCUUAAACUGCAUGAGGUCCCAGAAUCCUGAGAAAAGUGCAAAAUUACCAGACAGUGUUGCACUGAAACACCAACUUUCUUCCAAGGAACAAAGAGCAUUCGAGGCCAAGCUGGAGGAAAUAGAAAACCAACACAAGAACUGUGAGAACUUUUAUUCCUUCAUGAUCAUGAAGAAGAACUUUGAUGAGACAUAUGUGGAAAAGGUAGUCAAGAAUAUCCUGAAAGGGCAGACUGUCCCCAGCAAGGAAGCGACACUCAUUUCGUUCCUGGCUCUGCUUAACUCUUAUGUUAUUGAUUCUACAAUUUCAAUGUCAAAGUGUGAACAGUUUUUGGGGAUAGCAUGUACGAGGAGGACCCCCUGGGCACCGGACACCCUGGAAGACAAGAUGGGAACCUACUGGACACUUCUAAUAAAAACAGAAGUUGCAGACUUUGGGAGAUACACAGGGGUGCGCGUCAUUCAUCCCCUGAUUGCCAAAGGGUGUCUAAAAGAACUGGAAAACAGCUAUAACUUGGAUCAAAGUCAAAUCGCACUGGAGCUAUUGCAAGAAGAUUUAUUCUAUGUUUCAGGAAUAGGUAGAGACAAAUUUCACCAUGAUGUGCAAACCCUUCUGCUAACAAGACAGCGCAAGGAGUACGGUGAUGAAACAGACACUCAGUUUUCCCCGUUAAUUGAAGCCUUGCCGAACAGAAAAAUCGAAGCUGUCUUGACAGCAGGGACUAAGCAAUUCCCCCAGAAUGCUAUGGUUUGCCAAGCCUUGGCUAGAUAUUUCUACAUCAAAGAUAAGAACUUCAACACUGCUUUGGAGUGGGCACAUAAAGCCAAAAUGAUAGCACCUACAAAUUCCUAUAUCUCAGACACGGUCGGUCAAGUGUACAAAAAUAAAAUAAAAUGGUGGUUAGAUGAAAACAAAACCUGUAGGAACAUUUCAGUUCGUGAGCUAGCACAGUCCCUGGAAGCAGCUGAAAAAGCCGCAAGAGCUUUCAAAGAAUCCCAGCAACAAACCGAUAGUAAAAACAACGAAACAGAGGCCUGGUCACUACAGAAGUCCCAAAGAAAAUAUGACAUGUAUAACACGGCUGGUUUCCUGGGUGAAAUAGAAGUUGGUCUUUACACUAUCCAGAUUCUUCAACUCACUCCCCUUUUCAAUGCAGGAAACGAAUUCUCUAAGAGACCAGUGGAACAGCUUUUAUCAGAAAUAGAAAAUAGCCCUACGAAUACAAAAGAUGAAUAUUAUUUGACGCUGAGGAAUUUCACGUCCUACCUAAGCAAUUUACAAUUUGAUUUAAAAAGAUGCUUUGACUUUUUUGUUGAUUACAUGGUUCUUCUAAAAACAAGGAAUAUCCAAAAAGAAAUUACAGAAAUCACAUUAAACAAGAAAGUCAGCCGUUGUUUCAAGAAGUACAGGGAACUUUUCUGCCAUUUGGACUUGGAUCCAUCACAAAGCAAAGAGUUUCUACGAGAGGAGGAUUGCAGGAGAUGUCUAGAAGCUUGGAGAGCAGACAGGUUUUCUGGACUCCUGGACUAUCUUACCCCAAACCACAAAGAUGCUGCAAACACAAUGGAGGACAUCGUGAACAAAUACAGCUUCCUACUUAAGCAAAACCCAAAUAAGAGGCUGACAAAGGAGAAGCAAAAUUUCAUCUUGGCAAACAUUAUCCUCAGUUGUCUGAAACCCAACUCCAAAUACAUUCAACCAUUUAACACGCUGAAGAAACAGCUCCGAGAAAUCUUGCAAUCGAUAGAACCCACGCAUCAGUAUCCAGACCCUUACUUCUUAGCCUGCCUCCUGUUCUGGCCAGAAAAUCAGGAGCUAGAUCACGACUCCAAACAAAUGGAAACCUAUGUGUCGUCGUUAAACAGGUCCUUUGGCCGGUAUUACAGACCUAUGUGUCGAUCCAAGCAGGCCAGCACCCUGUUCUACCUGGGGAGGGGCAAGGGGCUGAACAGCAUUGUUCACAAAGCUGAGAUAGAACAGUACUUCAGUAAGGAGGAAAAUACAAAUUCCCUUUGGCACAGUGGUGUUGUGUGGAAAAACCGGGCAGUCCAAAUCAUUUUGCGUCGUCUAGUUGGUCAGGCUAUUGGCAAGCUAAUCUUUAUAGAAUAUGGAACAAAGGAAAAAGUGAAAAUACCAGUGGUAUCUGUUUACUCAAAUCCACUCAGAAGUGGUGGGAACAUAGAGAAUGUGUCCUUCUACCUAGGAUUUUCCAUAGAAGGCCCUCUGGCAUAUGACAUAGAAGUUAUUAAGAUAUAAUCACUUGAAUACAUUCAUGCAUGUGUGGUUUCAUGUCAGCUUGGCCGAACCAGGAUUCUCCCAUGAUGUAAUCAAUCCAUGUUGGGCUCUGCUGUGAGCCAAGCAGUGAUAUCUCCUCAGGGGUGUAUAGUUUCUCUUCUUCCCGACGGCCUCGAUCUUGCAUGUGCCUCAUCAAUAUCUGGUUCUUGAGCUAAUGGCCCACCACAUUGCCUGCCGCCACGGCUGGGAGCUAUCAACAGACUGUCAUGUUGCUUGCUGAUCCCGGGAGCCAUCAGAGUCUCUCAAUCUUAGAUUCAUUUGACUUUUCCAGCCACCAGCCUGAUCUGGCAUCCACCAGUCUGUGGUUUUCCUGCCUCAUUAUCCUUUCUUCCUGAACUGUUGGCUCCAGCACCUGUAUGGUUUAGGAAGACCCUUAACUGAGCUUAACAUCUGACUUAUGAACUUGAACCAGACAGGACUCACCUCACUGUGUGAGCCAUUUUUCUUGAUAUAAGUUUUUCUUUUUAUAUAUCCAUAUACACAUCACUGGGGUUCCUUUUCUAUAGAAUCCAACGUAGCAUCAUGUCUUUCUAUGACUCUAUGCCCCACUUUUUAUUUGCAGGGCAUUUUGAUGGCAAUAUUAGCAUAAGACUGAAAAUUAUGUCACUAUUGGAUUCUGCUUUUGUCUCUCUGAUCACAUUCUGUGAUCCUUAGGUUUUUGGUGCCAACAUGUCUCCCAGUAGGAACAGGUGGGUGGAGUUUA
Messenger RNA from Echinops telfairi (small Madagascar hedgehog), 5667 nucleotides. RefSeq names its product sterile alpha motif domain containing 9 like (gene SAMD9L). Bases 171 to 4925 code for a protein of 1584 amino acids. Gene Ontology annotation, cellular component: cytoplasm. Lineage: Eukaryota; Metazoa; Chordata; Mammalia; Afrosoricida; Tenrecidae. The record is from RefSeq and is a predicted model, not a curated record. The transcript is spliced from 2 exons. Gene Ontology annotation, molecular function: protein binding.